AUGGUUGUUGCUCGUGGUGCAGUCUGUGAGGACACACCGAGCCCAAAGACCAAAGAUGCUUGCCAGACCACUCCGGUCAAGCCGACCGCUAAGGCCAAGGCAUCGGCCGCUAAGGCCAAGGCCAAGGGAAAAGCGAAAGCUGAGAAGAAGAAGAAACACGAGGAGGAGGGUGAUGGAGAGACAAAGGAGACAAAGGAGGUGGAAAAGAAAAGCAAGAAACAUGAGAAGAAGGGCGAUGGAGAGACAAAGGAGACAAAGGAGGUGGAAAAGAAAAGCAAGAAACAUGAGAAGAAGGGCGAUGGAGAGACAAAGGAGACAAAGGAGGUGGAAAAGAAAAACAAGAAACAGCCAAAGGGCAAGGCUAAGGUGAAGCCAUCCCCUCAGCUGAAGCAGAAGGGAAAGAAGAAGGACAAAAAGGCCAAGUCGGAUUGGGAGAAAGAGAUGCUGGCUGCAGAAGAGCCUGAGCCUGUCAAGGAAGAAAGCACUGCCGAGGCUUCUUCAGCUCCAAAGCGGAGGAAGAAGACCAAGUCUGAAGUCAAGGAGACCAAGUCUGAAGUCAAGGAGUGUGAUGACUCACAACUCUCUUUGGCGACGCUCUUGAAGGGACAAGAGCAGAUGAUUGCACAGUCCAUCUGGAACAAUGCCAAAGACAUGAUCGAGUCACAAGAGAGCCAGUCGAAGUCUGAGCUGAUGUCUGCACUUGGCGGCAGUGCAAGUGAAGUUUUCACAGAGAAGCUGGCGGAGGAGUUCCUCAAGUUCCUGAAGAUCAAGGCCAACCCCGAUGAGGUUGAACAUGAUCUCGAGAAACCUGGGGACACGGUGAUGGAUUCCAGCGGUGGCCUUUCUACAGAAGCUCUGCGAGCUCUAGAGGAGCAAGAGACCGUUCCAGGUGACAUAACCGAGGUUGCAGCAGCACCCGCUGAGCCAACAGCACCAGCGACCAAAGCACCGGAGGUGGUGCCACCAGUCGCCCCCGAAGCAUUGGCUCUUCCCAGCGUGCCCGCAGCAGCACCAGAGACCAAAGCACCGGAGGUGGCGCCACUGGCACCAGUCGCCCCGGAAGCACUGGCUCUUCCCAGCACGGCACCCGCAGCAGCACCAGAGACCAAAGCGCCGGAGGUGGCGCCACUGGCUCUUCCCAGCACAGCACCCGCAGCUCCCAGCACGGCGCCCGCAGCAGCGGUCCCAAACCUGCUACGAACUCCCCCGCACAUACGUUUGGGCUCUACGGUGGCACAUGUGUCCUUGGGGCAGCAGCGUCAGAUGCUGACAGCAGAGGACCUCAAAGGGAUGGAUGAAGCGAACAUUCUGCAGAAGUAUGAUGAGGGCCUCAUUCCAGAUGAUGUGAUCACCAGCAGCAAUUGCCGGCUCUACAUGAGGAUGCGACGCUACAUGGAGGACCACGCCACAGAAGUGUCUUGCCCAAACAUGUUGGCCAUGUUCAAUGGGACCUUGAAAGAGCGACGCUCUUUACUGCGGCAGUGGCUUUCUUCAGGCGAGAAUGCUGAGCGGUGUGAAGUUCAGCUGAAGGUCUCCAGAUCGGUUGAUGAUGAGAUGGACACAGAGGAGCAGCUCCUCACAAUCGAUGGAAUGAAGCGUGCAGGAAUGAGUGAGCCCAAAAUUGCUGCCAUCAUCAGCAGUCAAGCCCCAGUGCUGGACCGAGAUCAUCCACAUAUCAUGGAAGAAGCUCGCUACUGGUGCCACAUUCAGACCAAGCGAGUUUGCCGGCAAAGGAGCCGCCUUGAGCUCAAUGCAACUUCCCGUGUUCGAGCUGAUGGUGCUGCGAUUAAUGGCUUGCUGUCGGAGGCUCGUGGGCAAGCGCCCAAUGGUCAACCAAUGCAGCUCCAACAGGCCAUGGAGAUGCUUAAGGCACAGUCUGCGCCGAAUGGUGACAAUGCAGGUGGCCAGCCUUCAACGAAGGCAAAGCCACAACCCAAGAGGAAGACCAAGAACCCCCCCAUGCCUCUGAACCCCAAGUCCUGGAAGAACAUCAUUGCUGAUGGGUGCAAUGAUUUGAAGAAGGAGUAUCUCGCGGCGACCUGCGCAUUGGAGCUACCAAAAGGGAAUGACUUGAGGGUGAAGCUGACCACCCUUAAGGUUGAGAUUGGCCAGAUUUGGGAUGACACCAAAGUCAUUGAUGCCGAUUUGAUCGAUGAAACCACCUUUGAGAAACACAUGGCCAAGAUUGCUGAUGUCCUCACCCGCUCCAAGAUGCUUCGCGUGCAAGCACGAGCUGUCGCCCGGGAAAUGGCUUCUCGGAGGAUUGCAGGUGCCAUUGGUCAAGCCAUUCGACACCAUCUGGACCGUGAGAUUGCCCUUGGAUUUGGCCAAGGUGAUUUGACACAAGCCUUCGCUGAAAGGCGUGCUGCCAAACAUGGCCUCUCCAUAAAGUGUGAGAUCUCUUAUGUGGAGGUUCCUGUCAAAAAUGACGAGGAUGAGAUGGAGAUUGUGGGUUGGCCAGUCCUUUUGCCACGAGAUUUGAUGAUUGCCCUCAUCAACUCUGGUUAUCUUCACAUGCUGGCUGGUACAGUUGAGCAGCGGGAAGCUUUUUGGGAGCGAGCUUUGCUGGAUUACCCUCAGGAGACGAACAACAUAGAUCCCAAAUGUAAACUCAAUCAACUUUACACUCCAGACGAUUUGUGA
Molecule: messenger RNA, 2643 nt
Organism: Durusdinium trenchii
Lineage: Eukaryota; Dinophyceae; Suessiales; Symbiodiniaceae
Source: the annotation of a GenBank genome assembly